Messenger RNA from Contarinia nasturtii (swede midge), 1520 nucleotides. RefSeq names its product phenoloxidase-activating factor 2-like. The coding region runs from base 231 to 1400 and encodes 389 amino acids. The record is from RefSeq and is a predicted model, not a curated record. The transcript is spliced from 7 exons. NCBI's taxonomy places the organism in Eukaryota, Metazoa, Arthropoda, Insecta, Diptera, Cecidomyiidae. Gene Ontology annotation, molecular function: serine-type endopeptidase activity. Gene Ontology annotation, biological process: proteolysis.
AACACAUCGACUUCAAAAAAUUUGCACUCGCAAUUGUUGGUUGAAUUAAAUUGAAAAUAAGUGGAUCUUAUAUUUCCAGUGAUCGAAAACAAAAAUUCAUCAAUUUAAAAACAUCUUUUAAACUGGUUUCGGUGUAAAUAUUGUCUCUUUCAUACGUCGCAAUUGUACGCGUUUGUUUAUUUACCUGACGAUAUUAAUAUAUUCGAACAAAUCGAAUUGCUUGUGAUAAAAUGCUUCGAUUCAUAAAUGUACUCCUGCUUUCAUUGUUAUCAAAUGGCUGGUUGCCAAUAGUUAAUGCGCAAAUGGUUUUUCCCGAACCGGUAAUGGCGAAUGGUUCGCAACUUUCACGUUCUGGAUUUCCAUUGCUGUCGGCAUUUCCAAUCUACAAUCCAUUUCAAGCUGUAGUUCCAGGCCAAUUGGUUACACCACCAACAUAUGCAGGUGCCGUGCAAACGUGUAUUUGUGUACCGACAGGACAAUGUACUGGAACAAUCGUGCCAUCAACACCAGUCGAUGGAUCCGGCCUUAUUGAUAUUCGAAUCGUGAAUAAUCCCACGCCAAGUCCAGCUGUUCCAACGGCACCAUGUUAUGCUGGUUUGCAACGUUGUUGUUUUUCCGGGCCCUAUCGGUGUGGCGUAAGAUAUCCGCCGGUAGCUGGUAGUCCAGCGGCUGGACCAGGCCAGGCACAAUACGGCAAAUAUCCGUGGCAAGCAGUUUUGCUCGGCACUGGCGACGUUUAUCAAGGUUCAGGUGUUCUAAUUGAUGCACUCAACGUUCUUACUGUGGCUCAUAAAGUUGCCAAUUAUUCAGCGGUUCCAAAUCAAUUGCGUGUACGAAUGGGUGAAUGGAAUGCGGCCGGCGAUACUGAACCAUUGCCAGCUCAAGAAUUUGUGGUGUCCAAAAUAUUUGUUCAUCCCAGUUUCAAUCCAACGAAUUUGAUGAACGAUGUAGCCAUCUUACGACUCACCGUUGCAGUUCCAUUGGGUCAAUUGCCCACAAUUACAACAGCUUGCUUACCUAUUUCAUCAUAUGUUGGCACACGAUGUUGGGUCAGUGGUUGGGGUAAAAAUGAUUUUAACGGCGUCUAUCAAACCAUUCAAAAAGAAGUUGACGUUCCGAUUUUGGAUGCAGCAAAGUGUCAAAGUGCAUUAGCAGCAACGCGAUUAGGAAGCGCAUUUGUUUUUGAUGGAAAUAGUUUUAUUUGUGCCGGCGGUGAACAAGGGAAAGAUGCUUGUACUGGCGAUGGUGGUUCUCCUUUGGUAUGCGAAUUAAAUGGGCAAAAUUUUGUGGCUGGUUUAUCUGCAUGGGGUAUCGGUUGUGCCACGUCAAACGUACCAGGCGUCUAUGUCAAUAUCAAGACAUAUACACCAUUCAUUCAGUCCAGCAUUCAGUCUUCAUAAGCUUCAUUUAAACUGUUUCACACCACUUCUACCAUUUGAUGAACAAUAAUCGUUUUUUGCCUUUUAAAAAUUGUUUUAUUUGUAAUAAAUAUAUAAAAUAAAUACGAAACAAAGAAAUAA